Acyrthosiphon pisum (pea aphid) is the source of this 544-nucleotide messenger RNA. Its product is annotated as tetraspanin-9-like. NCBI's taxonomy places the organism in Eukaryota, Metazoa, Arthropoda, Insecta, Hemiptera, Aphididae. The record is from RefSeq and is a predicted model, not a curated record. The transcript is spliced from 3 exons. Bases 45 to 461 code for a protein of 138 amino acids. Gene Ontology annotation, cellular component: membrane.
UAAUUUUAUUAUCGGUUUUGAUAAUUGAAGUAUUAUUAUCUAUUAUGUCAUCAGUAUCCAAAGACAAUUUUAAUAAUAGUUUGAGAUUUUCUCUAAAAACAUCCAUGGGAAAAUAUUCAUUUGAUGAAACUGAUCGACAGUCGUGGUCUACAGUUCAACGAAAAUUGGAGUGUUGUGGAGUAGAUACACCUAGAGAUUGGUCCAUUAUAUUCCCAGAAAAUCUAGUUCCUGUUUCAUGUUGUCAAAAUUUACCAGUUGAAUUAGGUGCAUUAUGCAGGAAUUUAUUUGACGAAAGAAUAAUUUAUCAAAAAGGAUGCUACAACGGAUUAAACAAUCGAGUGAAGACUAGAUUAACAAUUAUAAUGUAUGUUGCUUUGGCAUUUGGUCUUUUCCAGGUGAUCGGCGUCGUGUUAGCUUGUUUUUAUACGUAUCUAUUGAAAAAUGGUCAAGGAAGCAAGUAAGAUAAUUAUCGUUUUUUUUUUUUAAUGAGAAGUUGUAAAAUUGCUGUACAUAUACUCAUCAUACAACUUGUAUAUAAAACAAG